This is a messenger RNA of Synchiropus splendidus (mandarinfish), 3230 nucleotides long. RefSeq names its product mitochondrial Rho GTPase 1-A-like. Gene Ontology annotation, cellular component: mitochondrial outer membrane. The record is from RefSeq and is a predicted model, not a curated record. The transcript has 19 exons. Gene Ontology annotation, biological process: mitochondrion transport along microtubule; small GTPase-mediated signal transduction; regulation of mitochondrion organization. NCBI's taxonomy places the organism in Eukaryota, Metazoa, Chordata, Actinopteri, Syngnathiformes, Callionymidae. Bases 272 to 2428 code for a protein of 718 amino acids. Gene Ontology annotation, molecular function: calcium ion binding; GTPase activity; GTP binding.
GGCCGAGGUCACGCCUGCUAGCUCAUUAUGCUAACGGUGCUGACAGCAGAGUUUCUAUGGUGACAGCAGCGAACGGAGCUGCGUCCAUCACCCUAACCCGUUUUACGUGGAUAUAUAUUUAACUGUCUAUCAUUGUCUCACACCUUUGCAAUUUGGGCGCUCGGUGCUGUGGGCGGACCGACGGAGCCAGGCUAGCGGAGCUGUCUGGCCGUCCGAUCCAGGCGCGGAGGAGCCUCGAUGUGGACCGUGUCGGACCUCGUCGCCGGACAAGAUGCGCAAGGACGUGAGGAUACUGUUAGUCGGGGAGCCCAAGGUGGGCAAGACGUCUCUCAUCAUGUCACUGGUCAGCGAGGAGUUCCCAGAUGUGGUUCCCUACCGUGCAGAAGAGAUCACUAUACCUGCAGACGUCACUCCGGAGAGAGUUCCCACUCAUAUUGUGGAUUAUUCAGAGGCUGAACAAACGGACGAGCAGUUGUUUCAGGAGAUCUCAAAGGCAAACGUGAUCUGCAUCGUGUACUCUGUCAACAAUAAAAAGUCCAUAGAAAAGGUAACCAGCCACUGGAUCCCCCUGAUUAUCGAAAACACAGACAAGGACAGCAGGGUUCCUCUGAUCCUGGUGGGAAACAAAUCUGACCUGGUGGAGCACAGCAGCAUGGAGACCAUUCUUCCCAUCAUGAACCAGUUCAGUGAGAUCGAGACUUGCGUUGAGUGCUCAGCCAAAAACCUGAAAAACAUCUCAGAACUUUUCUACUAUGCACAAAAGGCCGUUCUGCAUCCGACUGGUCCACUCUACUGUCCAGAGAAAAAAGAUAUGAAGUCUCUCUGUGUAAAAGCGCUGACACGAAUUUUCAAAGUGUCCGACCUCGACAACGACGGUGUUCUCAAUGAUAAUGAGCUCAACUUCUUCCAGCGAACAUGUUUCAACACUCCCCUCGAACAUCAAGCCUUAGAAGAUGUCAAAAAUGUGGUACGCAGGAAUUUAAGUAACGGCGUGUCUGACAACGGCCUCACUUUGAAAGGCUUUCUGUUCCUUCACACACUCUUCAUCCAGCGUGGACGCCAUGAGACCACAUGGACUGUGCUGCGGCGCUUCGGAUACGACGAUGACCUGGAGCUGAACCAGGAUUACCUUUUCCCUCCGUUGAAAGUUCCUCCAGACUGCACCACAGAGCUCAACCACAACGCCUAUCUCUUCCUCCAGAGCGUUUUUGACAAACAUGACAAGGACCGCGACUGUGCCUUGUCGCCUGAGGAGCUGAGCGACCUGUUUGAUGUCUUUCCCUACAUGCCUUGGGGCCCUGAUGUCAACAACACAGUUUGCACAAAUGAGCAGGGCUGGAUCACGUACCAGGGGUAUCUUUCUCAGUGGACGUUAACAACCUACCUGGAUGUGCAGCGGUGUCUGGAGUAUUUUGGUUACCUUGGUUACUCAAUCAUUGCCGAACAGGAGUCUCAAGCGUCGGGAAUCACAGUGACACGAGAUAAGAAGAUUGACCUGCAGAAGAAGCAGACCAAGCGCAGCGUCUUCCGCUGUAAUGUCUUUGGUGACGUGGGCAGCGGCAAGAGUGGCUUCCUGCAGGCCUUCCUGGGUCGAAACAUCAAUCAUCAGAAAACCAUCAAAGAAGAACAUAAGUCUUACUACGCAAUCAGCACAACCUAUGUUUAUGGUCAAGAGAAAUAUCUUCUUCUCCAUGAAGUGUUUCCUGACUUCGACUACCUGUCAGACAGUGAACUGACGAGUGACAUCGUCUGCCUGGUGUAUGACGUCAGUAACCCGUACUCCUUCGACUACUGCGCCAAAGUCUUUAAGCAAUACUUCAUGGACAGCAAGAUUCCAUGCAUGAUGAUCGCGGCCAAGUCGGACCUGCCGGAGGUCAGACAGCUGUACAGCUGCAGUCCGCUGGAGUUCUGCAGGAGGCACAAGAUGCCGCCGCCACAGUCCUUCACCUGUAACACGGCAGCGGCUCCCUGCCGAGACAUCUACACCAAACUCACCACCAUGGCCAUGUACCCCCACGCUCGACUGCGCUGCAUGUGCACUUGUAACUGCUGCUCCUUCUGCUUGUGUCAGAACUUCCUCAACUCUGAGCUGCUGCAGACGGUCAGAGCCAAACUCUACGCCGUCGUACUGCGAAGGUUCACAAUCUUCUCUAAUGUUUCCUCUCAUCCUCGCCAAUCUUUAUUUCACGUCAUUCUUUUCCUCAUUGUUCAGUUCCCAUUUUCUUGUUGCUUAUUUUCAGUUUCUUUUCUCCUCAUAGCUUUGACCUCUGGAUCAUCACCGCUUCCCCCUUCAGUUGAUAAACCUGUUCUGUCUCUCAUUUGUUUGUCCUUCAUCCCUCCAGCAGCACGUUUGUUUGCAGUGAUUUCUACCACGUCACAGACUUUCUUUGACCAGUUUCCUCCUCCCCAGGCACAUGAGCCACGCUGACCUGAAAAGCUCAACCUUCUGGCUGAGAGCGAGUGUUGGAGCCACAAUGUUUGCCGUGUUGGGCUUCGCUAUGUACAGAGUUCUGCUUAAAUCCCGGUGAUUCCUGGCUCAUAGAAGCUUGGACAAGCUGCCAUCCACUGUUUUUAUGUGACCAUUUUACUCCGUUUUCAUUCACCAAUAAUGUGUUUAUUGGAAUGACAAGAAAAAAUAUUUAUUUUGUACCCAAAAUAUUCUUUAUCUUUUGAAGGUGUUUAAAGAGUUAAUAUAUUUCUAAAGAGCAUAUGUGGUGAGGGAGUGGCGUGUGAGGAGAGGCAAUAGAAUUCGCUAUAUCACUCAUGUAGAGGGAAGCGGUUGAACCAAAACGUGUGGGAUUGUCGCCGUAAUUUCCGUGUUUGUUAUCGAAUAUCAGUUUAGCAUCGCUGUCAUGAAUAAGCUGAAGCUUUUACGUUCCACACUCCUUUAGAAGUGCAAAGCAUAUCAUGUGACAAGAUUCUGUCUGUGUUCAAAAACGUUUGCCUUCGCUGAAGUUUACAAUAAAUCCAACAACUCUAACUUCUGCUCUGAAAGUGUUUUUACAUGUCAAGAGAUCAGCACACAGCGACUAAAAAGGUUCAACCACCAGGGGGCAGAAUAACGCAGUAGCGAAGUCAACCUUUCCUUUUCAUGUGUCGAGCGUCUGAACAUCCUGGAUUCCGUUUGCUUUCUCACACCUCCCACUCAUAGGCGCCAUAAGGUCGUUACCCUGACUCACCAACACGCGACAGAAUUCAUCUUAAAGAGAGAUAAUUUCCACCUUAUUUUC